CCUAGAUUUUUGACCCUUCGCUUCAUUAUCGAACGUAUUCGCUUCGUAUCUGUUUAGUGUACAGAUAGCGAAUGAUCGAUAACGAAGCGAAGGGUCAAAAAUCGAGGUUCUCGUGAAGCUAGGUGUUGCGUCAGUCAUGCACGGAACGAUUAUCUACAAACUAUUUGUUAUGUGUUUAGGAAAGUAAUAUACCUACCGAUAAAUUAUUAAGAAUACUAUAAAUAUUUACAAAAAACAACGAUUACACCAUCAGAGAACAAAACAGUAUGGUUCAGUUUAAUAAAGGAAAUAAGGGUUCGUACAAUUAUGGGAUCAAAGUAAUACUUACUGCCAUUUAUAUACCUACCUACGAUUGUUUUUCUACUGAUGAGCUGUACGAAGUAGUGGCAGAUAUUAAAAACUAUGAUAAAUUCUUGCCAUUUUGUACAAAAUCAACGAUACUAUCCAAUGACCCUCAGCAAUGUAUAGCAAAUUUGGAAAUUGGAUUUCCGCCUAUAGUCGAAAACUAUACAUCUAUAGUAAAGCUCAUUGAAUCGAAUUUAGUCCGGGCCAGAUGCUUCGAUGGUAGGCUGUUUCAUUACCUAGAAUCAACUUGGGUGUUCAAUCCUGCUUUGGAAAGUAAUCCGAGAACAUGCUUGACUGAUUAUUCCCUUAAAUUUUGUUUUAAGUCGAAGCUAUAUUCUCAUAUUGCGUCAGUGUUUUUCAAGUACUUAGUUCAAGAAAUGGAAAAUGCUUUUAUAAAUGAAGCUGUGAGAAGAUAUGGCCAACCUUCAAUAUCUAUGUAUAAACUCAGUCCAGCUAGUAUUUCCCCAGAGUUAAAAUAAUUUUCUUUUGUUUAUUUACAUGUAUGUAUUGAUUUGAUCAAAAAUAAAAAAGAUAUUAAACA
This is a messenger RNA of Diabrotica virgifera virgifera (western corn rootworm), 886 nucleotides long. Its product is annotated as coenzyme Q-binding protein COQ10 homolog B, mitochondrial-like. The transcript has 2 exons. The record is from RefSeq and is a predicted model, not a curated record. NCBI's taxonomy places the organism in Eukaryota, Metazoa, Arthropoda, Insecta, Coleoptera, Chrysomelidae. Gene Ontology annotation, biological process: ubiquinone biosynthetic process; cellular respiration. Gene Ontology annotation, molecular function: ubiquinone binding. Gene Ontology annotation, cellular component: mitochondrion. The coding region runs from base 267 to 824 and encodes 185 amino acids.